AUGAUAGGAGGCAUUUUCCCAAUUUAUUCCAAACAGGAGAAUAUGCUUUUUUCAUUUAAUAUCAAACCAAAAAUGAUAGAAUGUAAUGGAUUUGGAUUACAAGCCUUUAGCUGGAUGAGUGCUAUGGUUUUUGCAAUAGAUGAAAUAAACCAAGAUAAUACGUUGCUUCCUAAUAUUUCUCUGGGAUAUAUAAUUGUGGAUUCUUGUUCCUCUCCUACUCAAGUUUUAAGAUCUGCACUUACUUUGAUGAGCACAUCGGAACAAGGGUUCUCUCAAUGUCAUCCACCUCCUAUUGUGGCUCUUAUAGCUGAAUCAGGAUCUACUCAGUCAUUAGUUGUGGCCGGAGCAGUUGGGCCGUUUAACAUACCAAUGGUGAGCUACUUUUCAACAUGUGCAUGCUUGAGUGACAAAACAAAAUAUCCUGCAUUUUUCCGAACAAUACCAAGUGAUUACUAUCAAGCAAAGGCUAUGGCUUUCCUGGUCAGACGAUACGGGUGGACCUGGAUUGGAGUUAUACAGUCUGACAAUGAUUACGGACGAAAUGGGAUAUCAGCGUUCAGACAGGAAGUGGAGGCUUAUGGGAUUUGUAUUGCAUUUGUUGGCACAAUUUUGCGCACAUACCCCCAUAGUAAAAUUCUUGAAGCUGUUGAUCUGAUAAAACAAUCAACUGUCAAGGUGAUUCUUGCAUUUGUGCCAGAAAGAGAUAUUGAUCCUUUAAUGAAAGAAGUGGUAAAACAGAACAUUUCAGGAAUACAGUGGAUUGGAAGUGAAUCCUGGGUAAAUGCAGAGAGUCUUUCUACACCAGAAAUGUUUACACUUUUUGGAGGAACAGUAGGACUUGCGAUCCGAAAGAUGGCCAUGCCAAAAAUGGGACCGGUCUUUAAAGAUAUCAGCCCUUACAAUGAUCCAGAGUUCCCCUUUGUCACUGAAUUCUGGGAAACAUUGGUAACUGAGCAAUUGAAAAAAGUGCAUUUUGUGGAUGCAUUUGGAGAGGUUGUCUACUUUGACAACAGUGGAGAUCCUCCUGCUACAUAUGAAGUCAUAAACUGGCAGAUGAGAGAUGGGCAAACACCAAAAUCUGUUUGCUCAGAAAUCUGUCCACAAGGCACAAGGAAAGCACAAAUUAAAGGUUUACCUCUGUGCUGCUUUGACUGUAUUCCAUGUGCUGAUGGUUCUAUAUCAAACACAACAGCAACUGAUUGCAUCAACUGCCCUGAGGAGUACUGGUCUAAUGAAAGAAAAGACAGCUGCAUCAUAAAAUUAAUCGAGUUCUUAUCAUACAUUGAAACAAUGGGCAUAAUUCUUAUGGUUUUAUCACUACUGGGUGCCUGUUUAACAUUUUCUACUUUGGUGGUGUUCAUUCACUUUAGAGACACACCAAUUGUAAAAGCAAAUAAUUCAGAACUGAGUUUACUUUUACUUCUUUCUCUUAUAUUUUGCUUCCUCUGUCCUCUCACAUUUAUUGGAAUGCCAACAGUCUGGUCCUGCAUGUUGCGUCACACAGCAUUUGGUAUUGCUUUUGCCCUCUGCAUUUCCUGUAUGUUGGGGAAAACUAUAGUUGUGGUAACGGCCUUUAGAGCAACUUUACCAGGGAACAAGGUGGCCCAAAAUUUUGGCCCACCUCAACAAAGGGCCAUUGUGUGUUCAUGCACUGCAGUUCAAAUAGUUAUUUGUGUUAUUUGGCUAAAUGUUGCACCACCAUUUCCUAAUAAAGUCUUUGAACAACGCAGUAAGAAAAUAAUUUUAGAGUGUAACACAGGCUCAGAUGCUGCCUUUUAUGCUGUUCUAGGUUACAUUGGUCUUCUUGCCAUAGUGUGUUUGGUUCUGGCAUUUUUAGCCAGAAAGCUACCUGAUAAUUUCAAUGAAGCCAAAUUUAUCACAUUUAGUUUGCUUAUAUUCUGUGCAGUUUGGAUCACAUUUAUUCCAGCUUAUGUCAGCUCUCCUGGGAAGUAUACAGUAGCUGUAGAAAUAUUCGCAAUUUUGUCUUCAGCUUUUGGCCUGUUGUUAUGCAUUUUUGUACCAAAGUGUUAUGUUAUUUUAAUUAAACCAGAGAGAAACACAAGAAAACAUAUUAUGGGAAAUAAUCUGAAGGUUAAUUAA
Messenger RNA from Silurus meridionalis, 2100 nucleotides. RefSeq names its product extracellular calcium-sensing receptor-like. Gene Ontology annotation, molecular function: G protein-coupled receptor activity. The record is from RefSeq and is a predicted model, not a curated record. The transcript is spliced from 6 exons. Gene Ontology annotation, biological process: G protein-coupled receptor signaling pathway. The coding region runs from base 1 to 2100 and encodes 699 amino acids. Lineage: Eukaryota; Metazoa; Chordata; Actinopteri; Siluriformes; Siluridae. Gene Ontology annotation, cellular component: membrane.